Molecule: messenger RNA, 528 nt
Organism: Schistosoma mattheei
Lineage: Eukaryota; Metazoa; Platyhelminthes; Trematoda; Strigeidida; Schistosomatidae
Source: the annotation of a GenBank genome assembly
AUGAUGAUGAUGAUGAUGAUGAUGAUGAUGAUGAUGAUGAUGAUGAUGAUGAUGAUGAUGAUGAUGAUGAUGAUGAUGAUGAUGAUGAUGAUGAUGAUGAUGAUGAUGAUGAUGAUGAUGAUGAUGAUGAUGAUGAUGAUGAUGAUGAUGAUGAUGAUGAUGAUGAUGAUGAUGAUGAUGAUGAUGAUGAUGAUGAUGAUGAUGAUGAUGAUGAUGAUGAUGAUGAUGAUGAUGAUGAUGAUGAUGAUGAUGAUGAUGAUGAUGAUGAUGAUGAUGAUGAUGAUGAUGAUGAUGAUGAUGAUGAUGAUGAUGAUGAUGAUGAUGAUGAUGAUGAUGAUGAUGAUGAUGAUGAUGAUGAUGAUGAUGAUGAUGAUGAUGAUGAUGAUGAUGAUGAUGAUGAUGAUGAUGAUGAUGAUGAUGAUGAUGAUGAUGAUGAUGAUGAUGAUGAUGAUGAUGAUGAUGAUGAUGAUGAUGAUGAUGAUGAUGAUGAUGAUGAUGAUGAUGAUGAUGAUGAUGAUGAUUAGUUGA